CCUCUGGCCCUUUUCUGUCGUCCGCUCUUGCUUCCCAGCGUGCUCGCUCGCUCGUUCAUUGCCUCCCUUCCCUCCUUCUGGUCUUCCUUCGCACGCUACCUGGUGACUGAGGCGCCCGCGACCAGCAGUGAGGCGGUGGCGGAGGACACUCAGUCAUGGCCGCCUCUAAGCCUGUGGAGGCGGCGGUGGUCGCAGCGGCUGCGCCUAGCUCCGGGAGUGGGGUGGGCGGCGGCGGUGCGACUGCAGGCCCCGGCACUGGGGGCCUGCCGCGAUGGCAGCUGGCGCUGGCAGUCGGGGCUCCCCUGCUGCUAGGUGCAGGUGCCAUGUACCUGUGGAGCAGGCAGCGGCGGCGCCGGGAGGCUGGGGGCCGAGGAGACGCCGGCGGUUUAAAGCGCAACAGCGAGCGGAAGACCCCGGAGGGUAGGGCCAGUCCGGCCCCGGGCAGCGGACAUCCCGACGGCUCCGGUGCUCACCUGGAAAUGAACUCUCUUGAUAGAGCGCAAGCAGCCAAGAACAAAGGCAACAAAUAUUUUAAAGCAGGAAAAUAUGAACAAGCUAUUCAGUGCUAUACUGAGGCGAUCAGUUUGUGCCCUAUAGAGAAGAAUGCUGACCUUUCCACAUUUUAUCAAAACAGAGCUGCUGCCUUUGAACAGUUGCAAAAAUGGAAAGAGGUGGCACAAGAUUGUACAAAGGCUGUUGAACUUAAUCCCAAAUAUGUGAAAGCUCUCUUUAGACGUGCAAAAGCCCACGAGAAGCUAGACAAUAAGAAGGAAUGUUUAGAAGAUGUCACUGCUGUGUGUAUACUAGAAGGGUUCCAAAAUCAACAAAGCAUGCUGUUAGCUGAUAAAGUUCUUAAACUUCUUGGAAAAGAGAAAGCCAAAGAAAAAUAUAAGAAUCGUGAACCUCUGAUGCCAUCUCCACAGUUUAUCAAAUCUUACUUCAGUUCUUUCACGGAUGAUAUAAUUUCUCAGCCCAUGCUUAAAGGAGAGAAGUCUGAUGAAGAUAAAGACAAGGAAGGAGAGGCCUCAGAAGUUAAAGAAAAUUCUGGAUAUCUAAGGGCCAAACAGUAUAUGGAAGAAGAAAACUACGAUAAAAUCAUAAGUGAAUGCUCAAAAGAAAUAGAUGCUCAAGGCAAAUACAUGGCAGAAGCAUUAUUACUACGAGCCACCUUCUACCUGCUUAUUGGCAAUGCCAAUGCGGCCAAACCAGAUUUAGAUAAGGUCAUCAGUUUGAAAGAAGCUAAUGUGAAGCUUCGCGCAAAUGCUCUCAUCAAAAGAGGCAGCAUGUACAUGCAACAGCAGCAGCCUUUGCUGUCUACUCAGGAUUUUAACAUGGCUGCUGACAUUGAUCCUCAGAAUGCAGACGUUUAUCACCACCGAGGACAGCUGAAAAUAUUGCUUGAUCAAGUUGAGGAAGCAGUGGCAGAUUUCGAUGAAUGUAUUAGAUUAAGACCUGAGUCAGCCCUGGCACAAGCUCAGAAAUGUUUUGCAUUGUAUCGCCAGGCAUAUACAGGAAACAAUUCUUCACAAAUCCAAGCAGCUAUGAAAGGUUUUGAAGAGGUUAUAAAGAAAUUCCCAAGGUGUGCUGAAGGCUAUGCACUGUAUGCUCAGGCAUUAACAGAUCAACAACAGUUUGGUAAAGCUGAUGAUAUGUAUGAUAAAUGUAUUGAUUUGGAACCAGAUAAUGCCACAACAUAUGUUCAUAAAGGUUUACUUCAGCUUCAGUGGAAGCAAGAUCUGGAUAGAGGUUUGGAGCUCAUCAGCAAGGCUAUUGAAAUUGACAAUAAAUGUGAUUUUGCAUAUGAAACCAUGGGAACUAUUGAAGUGCAAAGAGGAAACAUGGAGAAAGCCAUUGACAUGUUCAACAAAGCUAUUAACCUGGCCAAAUCAGAGAUGGAGAUGGCUCAUCUGUACUCACUGUGUGAUGCUGCUCAUGCCCAGACAGAAGUUGCAAAGAAAUACGGAUUAAAACCACCAACAUUAUAAAAUAGGGGGAAAGAGAAUGACCCUCUUUUUAGAAGUUUACUCCCUUUUCAACUGAACCCUAAAGACACUGUCAUGAACUGUGUUGAAUGGUGGAACUUAGUAUUUCUGUUUGUGCUGUUGUCAUUCAUUACAGGUUUCAUGUCUAGGUGUUGUGGGAGUGGCUGUUAAAGGAAGUUUGCAGUGAUGCAGCUUUUAUUCCCUGUGCAACAAAAGCUUAGAACCUGUUAAAGGGAUAUGAAAGCUGCAAAGAGUACAGAUGAUAAUUAGCCAUGCAAAUAAAAACUUUGAUUUGUUGA
Molecule: messenger RNA, 2281 nt
Organism: Acinonyx jubatus (cheetah)
Lineage: Eukaryota; Metazoa; Chordata; Mammalia; Carnivora; Felidae
Gene: TOMM70
Product: translocase of outer mitochondrial membrane 70
Exons: 12
Coding region: 156-1985 (609 amino acids)
Molecular function (GO): protein binding
Source: RefSeq, a predicted model, not a curated record